Messenger RNA from Dichomitus squalens LYAD-421 SS1, 1016 nucleotides. RefSeq names its product small heat shock protein. Lineage: Eukaryota; Fungi; Basidiomycota; Agaricomycetes; Polyporales; Polyporaceae. Gene Ontology annotation, biological process: response to hydrogen peroxide; response to heat; protein complex oligomerization. The record is from RefSeq and is a predicted model, not a curated record. Bases 419 to 883 code for a protein of 154 amino acids. The transcript is spliced from 3 exons.
GUCAUACAGUCGGUCAUAAGUCGCACUACUGUCGGCCCAUGGAGCGUCGAAAGCGUAGAUGAACUCAGAAUCUGGAUUCUAGACUUGCUAUGUUGCCUAGGCUGCGAAUCGACGCUCUGGAGUUGCCCAUUCUUAACUGGAAGAUCCACAAACGUUCUCGAGUGGCAAUGGACAUACCGCAUAGUCUGCGUCAUUCUGCGUCUUUGCCGGCUCAAGAAUGCCUCUGUUGCGUGUCGCGUUCUACUUUGGCAACUAGCCUGUUCUCAAACUUUCAGCGUCCCGACCACGUCAAUUAGCCACACAGAAGAUAAAUAUCGUUGCAUCCUCUCUGCCUGUCUCUCCAACAAACAUUCGCAUCACUUUCUCGCACCUCUUAAGCCAUUCCAUCACCCUUUCACGCUUCUGCACCACCUCCGACAUGUCUCUCACCUUCUUCACCGAGCCGUUCUACUCCCUCUCUGACUUCGAUCGGCUCUUUGACGAAGCGUUCAACGCACGCACGUCGAACGCGGUCAGCCAGCGUGGUCAGAACGAGAACGCCGCGUCCAGACCGUUGCGUCCAAGGAUGGACCUGCAUGAGGACAAAGAAAAGAACCUGGUGACAGCCCAGUUCGAGCUCCCAGGCCUCACCAAGGACAAGGUCAGCAUCGACCUGCGCGACAACGUCCUCACCAUCUCGGGCGAGUCCUCCAUCUCGUCCGAGCACGACGAGAAGGGCUACGCCGUCCGCGAGCGCCGCUACGGCAAAUUCUCGCGGGCUCUCCCCGUCCCUCAGGGCAGCAAGCCCGAGGAGAUCAAGGCCACGAUGGAGAACGGCGUUCUGAGCGUCACUUUCCCGAGGACGACGCCCGAGCAAGCGCCGAAGAAGAUCACGAUUGCUUGAGCGGCUGGGAUGACAUGAUCGUCGACCACUGUACUUGUACUGUAUGUUUUCCCUUUGUAGCAUACUAUGCACGCAUCUUCCUUGCGUUUGAAAUCGUAACAUAGCCGCAUUACGAAUCCAGUUUGUUUUCGGA